AUGACUCUGGCCGCCUACAAGGAGAAGAUGAAGGAGCUGCCGCUCGUCUCCCUCUUCUGCUCCUGCUUCCUAUCGGAUCCCCUCAACAAGCCCAGCUACGCCUACGAAGCGUGGUGUGGAAAAACGGAAUCCCGGAAGGAGAAUUCCCGGCGCUCACUCCGCUCCUUUUCCCCUCCGGCAGACACGGUGGACCUGACCUGGUGCGUCAUCUCCGACAUGGAAGUGAUCGAGCUCAACAAACGCACCUCGGGCCAAUCCUUCGAGGUCAUCCUCAAACCCCCCUCCUUCGACGGAAUUCCCGAAUUCAACGCCUCCCUCCCCCGCCGCCGCGACCCUUCCCUGGAGGAGAUCCAGAAAAAGCUGGAAGCGGCCGAGGAGAGGAGAAAGUACCAGGAGGCGGAGCUGCUGAAGCACCUGGCGGAAAAGCGGGAGCACGAGCGGGAGGUGAUCCAGAAGGCCAUCGAGGAGAACAACAACUUCAUCAAGACGGCCAAGGAGAAGCUGGCGCACAAGAUGGAAUCCAACAAGGAGAACCGCGAGGCUCACCUGGCCGCCAUGCUGGAGCGCCUCCAGGAGAAGGACAAACACGCGGAAGAAGUGCGGAAAAACAAGGAGCUGAAGGAAGAGGCCUCCAGGUAAAGAGGCGCUGCUUGGACUGACAGCUCCGGGGAGGUGCCGGAGGCUUCCGCAGCUCCAGGUCGGAACGGUGCGGGAAUGCUGCUGCGGGAAUGCUGCUGUGUGGGAAUGCUGGUGUGGGAAUGGUGGACGUUCCUCUGCUUUC
This is a messenger RNA of Pseudopodoces humilis (Tibetan ground-tit), 781 nucleotides long. Lineage: Eukaryota; Metazoa; Chordata; Aves; Passeriformes; Paridae. The record is from RefSeq and is a predicted model, not a curated record.